This is a messenger RNA of Trichoderma aggressivum f. europaeum, 5058 nucleotides long. Its product is annotated as transcriptional regulator family: Fungal Specific TF. The coding region runs from base 1 to 5058 and encodes 1685 amino acids. Gene Ontology annotation, molecular function: sequence-specific DNA binding; zinc ion binding; DNA-binding transcription factor activity, RNA polymerase II-specific. The transcript has a single exon. Gene Ontology annotation, biological process: regulation of DNA-templated transcription. NCBI's taxonomy places the organism in Eukaryota, Fungi, Ascomycota, Sordariomycetes, Hypocreales, Hypocreaceae. The record is from RefSeq and is a predicted model, not a curated record.
AUGACUAUCGUUUCGCGAAGCCCAAAGACGUGGCCAUACGCGCAGAGUUCGUCACAGGACUCCGUUGGAAAGUUAUUAGGGACACUACACCCAGGGCUGCUGAGCGACAUCCUCUGUUGGGAGGCCAAGGGGGAGGCCCGGAGGUUAUUCGAGAGCAGCCUCAAAAAAUCCAUCCUCGACUACUUGCUCGAGCACAGCGACAAAGCGCAAGAGUCUGGCAGCUAUCUUUCCAUCCCGUUGUUUAUGGUUGGAAAGCGACCAAAGCGAGCAAAGCCUGUUGUCAUGCUCGUGUCGGACGAUAAAGUCGCCCGCAAGGAAGCGUAUGAUUUGAUUCUUCACAGCGACAUCAUGGCUAAAUACCCGGGCUUCGAGCUUGGGCACUCAGAUUUUGAAAAGCUCAUGGCCUGGGCCGGCGACACCGUCUCCGUUUUCUCGUUACAGCAAGAAGGCGCUUCAGAUUGUUAUCGAUUAAUCUCAGGCCAAGAUAUCUCAGACAAAGAGGUCUCAGGCAGGAAGAUUCUUGCCGGUGCCAGCCUAGGAGCUCUGAGGACCGAGUCUAUCACGAGAGCCCACAACGCAUAUGAAGAUCGCUCCGGAGACGGUGACGCAUCUCCCAAUCGCAAUUCCGCGCCCAAACAAGGUCUGGGCCUUGCUGCAGCUGCCCUCGCCGUAGCUGGUGCCGCAAAGUAUCUCCAGGCUGGCAAAGUCGAAAAGGAAGAGGGACGCCGGGGCCGCAGCCAAAGCCGAGGCUAUUAUUCCUCGGGCGAUGAACACUCAUCUUCUCGUUCACGCUCACGCUCACGCCGCCGGCAGCGUAGCAUUUCUGUCUCAGACAAGGCCGCAGUUGGCCUCGUCCAGCAUUUCCGCAACAAGUCCAGGACACGAUCCCAGUCGCGAUCCGAAUCACGACUUAGAAGCGGAUCUCGCAGCAAGUCGAUGCUUAAGCGCAGCAUUUCUACGUCAGCCAAGCCAGGCUCGAUCCGAACGGCCACUGCUGGUGGUGUUGUAAGCCAUAUGGGCAAACACAUGUUGCUUAGCAUCAGCCAUUUCUUGAGAGAUUCACCAUCGAUCGAAUCACCGGCGCAUAAGUUCGAGGCGAGCCAGAUCAGCGACUGUGAAAUAACGGGCCUGGGCGAUUUCGACGAUGACGACGACGAUGAUACAGACACGGAUUUUGUUGAAACUGUGAGACAGGGCAGCGUUUCGGACGUAGACGAGAGUAAAGACUCCGAGAUGGACGACUCGUAUCCCCCUACUUCAGCCUCUGAAAGCGAUAGAAAUUCUCAGAGGCGACUCUCUAUUUCUCCGCAGGAACCCAGCUCUCCGGAAGGGCGGCUAAUCGGCAAAGGCAACCCUGUUAUCUGCAGUGAAGAGUUCGACUAUGCCCUCUUCGAAGUGGACAUGAACUCUCCCUCAGAGUCCUUACUCGACAAGGCAAUUUCCCUUACUGAUCUCGACAAGAUCGAGUCUGGCCCCCGCAACACGGCCGUCAAGACUGUGGCCUCAAACGGUAGAGUCGUCCAUGGACUCAUGUCGGAGGAUACACUUCCCGUACGGCUUCCUCACUCUAAAGAGUUCACCGAGGUAUAUACCGCGAUAUUCUUUGGGUCACUCGGCCCCGGAGACUGUGGAGGCUGGGUCAGAGACAAAGCAACUGGUCGCCUCUUUGGACACGUCUUUGCAGGCAAUCUCUCCAACGGCUUGACUGCCAUUAUGCCCGCCAAACUUGUUUUCGAACAUGCUCGAGCUCAGUUAGAUGAACAAUUUGCAUUGAAGGCGCCUCAGAAUCAACAUGCCGAAUUCAGCUUCUCUGCACUGAAAGAUAAAAUUGAAUAUUACUUCUCUAUUGAAAACUUGGCUGGGGAUCGAUAUCUCCGCGCGCGAAUGGACUCGCAAGGCUUUGUGCCUUUAUACCUCAUUACCUCUUUCAAGGGUAUGAGACAGCUCACAGACGAUAUUGACAUAGUUCGUGCGGCUUGUGAGUUCUCUGUUGAACUCGAUUUCGCCGUUGGCGAUGAUGGCAUCGAACGCGUGCGACGAAGCCAGGGGUGGGAAAGCUUCGUGUUGCCUCUCGAGGACCGGGAUGAGUCUGCUCGAAAUCAUGGGCCAGCCUACCUUGCUUUCAAGAAUCGGCAACUGAAGCCCCAUCAUAAGCUACAAGAACUCAAGCAGUCGACAUUGCAGAGCAUGGAUGACGAUAAUGACAGCACCUAUAGCUCUAGCUCUGUGGCAGAAAUGCCGCUGUCACUUCCUAGUGGCACCUCCAAUAUCUUUGGAUCAAACGCCUACAAUCCUACCGGGAAAGAUAAACUCGUCAAGAAAUAUGUCUGCCGAGAUCCAACCGCCGCAGGUCUUUAUUCCGACGUAAAGCCUGAUGUUCCACUCUCUCAGUGCCCAGAGUGUUCGUCUGGGAAGAAGUAUAAUGCAUAUUACAUGGCAGCAGACCAUCUUCGGCGGAGACAUUUCCAACGGCAUUAUCAAGAGACACUCAUCAACAGUAACAGCAGGGUCGUUCGUUUAUCGUCAGCUGUGUCGGAUCUCCGGCUAUGGACUGAGGAAGUUUUUGUGAAGAUGGAUGGGCCUCUUGGCUCAUCCAUUGUAGAGGUUACUGAAGAUGAAGCGUCACAUUCAACCGAGAAAGUUUCCCCUUCUCACGACGUCGAUUCAACUGAGAACGUUUCCCCUUCUCACGACGUUGAUUCAACCGAGAACGUUUCCCCUUCUCACGACGUUGAUUUAACCGAGAACGUUUCCCCUUCUCACAACGUUAAUUUAACUAAGAACGUUUCCCCUUCUUAUGACGUUAAUUUAACUGAGAACGUUUCCCCUUCUCACGACGUCGAUUCAUCCAUCCCAUCAUUUCAGCCUCUGACAGAUGCGCCCUUCCCUUAUUCUAGUAUUGAUCGUGUCGAGCACUUUGCAACACUCUAUCCAUCCUGGGAGAUACAGUUACCUGGGCUCAGCUUCUCACCACAUUCAGUCUCGACGGCGACUCCCAGCUCAGUUGCCAAUUCUCCUUACCAGUUAUAUAAUGUUGGUUCUCAUGGACCACAAUCACAAUUUCAGGUUAUUAGAGACGCGUUAGAUGAAGUUCCCAGUUCGACCUUCGAUCCUAUUCAAGGGCAUGAGUUAUAUCAAUUGUUGUAUCAUGGGGAUCCCCUUGCACCAACAUUUGAUAAACCACUUGAGGGAUCAUCGCCAUCUCUCUUACCGCCCUCAGCGGCGUACGCGCCAAAGCCGUCAGCCACUCCCGAUUACCCACAUGCACUUUACGACGCAUCUUUCUCCCCGUUAACGUCCCCAGUUCUCACCUCGCCCGAUUAUCCCCCAGUUCCAGUCGCUGCGAUGACGAUGGAUGAAAUAAGCUCAUCAAUAGCUCCUAUUCUGAAAUCGCGACAAGCCAUCGCUCGCCGUUCAAGCGGACGCCUGAGCAAACUCCUGGGCGGACACUCAAGCUCAGAUCAGAGGCGCAAAUCAUCCACGUUCUUAUGCACCCUCUGUAACGACCAUCCAGGUGGCUUCCGAGGGCCUCACGAGCUCGAUCGUCAUAUGCGUCGACAUAAUAGCAACAAGAUGACGAAGAAGUUCAUAUGCCGCGACCCGGCCUCCGUUGGCAUUAAGCCCGACGUUGAAGCCAUGAAUCCACUAUCAAAGUGCGAAGCUUGCUCGGCACAGAAGCAUUACGAUACUGCAAACGGAGCAAUAGCCCACUUAUACAUCGAGCAUAUGAGAGAUCCAUCUACUGGGAAAUUACAUGCCGUUAAAGGCAUAAGAACGUUGACGGAACAGCUGAAGGAUUGGUGUUGUGAGGUGCAAGUCGAUGGAAAUGGGCGAAUACUAACUCAAGCUGGCGAUACAAAUGCAGCACUGCAGGCCAAGGAGGGGGAUAUUUCCGAUUUCCUAACGGCUCUAGACAGCAAAAAGACUUUGGAGUCAUUCGCGCCAGGUAGGAAAGGAGAAUCAGCAACGAGCAGAACGGUAGCUCAGCUGUCCAAGUUCCACCUGAUGAGGGAGUCUAACAACGCUUUGACCGAGUCGAUGACUUCUUCAAUGCAGCUUGAUAGUUCGUCAACUGUUUCAAGCAGACAGCCCGCAAACUUGACAAGCAUCAGUGGAACGAUAUACACUGCGAGUGACCUUUCGGCGAUGGACUGUGACGACGACAACGAAGAUACGGAAAUGACUUCUGAUAUACCAGAGCCCUCUGGUUUACCACCAGCGGAUACCGGAGGUUUUGAUGUUCAGGAGGUCGUUUGCUCCAAUUGCUCUAGCCAAGUUAGUCAGGUUUGGCAAACAAGUCCCGAAGGAAAGCCUCUUUGCGUGGAUUGCAGAAAUCUGCCCACCUCUCAAGAUUCUGUACAACCAUCGCAUCCAGAGAUGAACCUUCUCUCUUCCACUUCUGCCGCAGCUCAUCGAGAGCGAAAAGCUCAAGGAGAGCGAGAUCACGCCCCGUUUGGAGGCAGAAGAAGCUCCAGCCCUCCCUUUCCCCCUGGCCGCCCUACUGUUGUCAGCAGCGGAGACAUCAAUGGUACAGCCAACGCUCCGCAACAACACCAGCGCAGCAUUAAGCGGCCAAGGCGUGUUACUGCGUGUAUCGAGUGUCGGAAGCGCAAGACGCGAUGCGAUGGUCAUUAUCCUUGCUUGUCGUGCCAGAUGGCGAACCGUCUCUGCGGAAGAGCGUCCAACCAGGACUCGUUUAAACAGUCCGCAAGCUCAGACACAGAGGGAGCUGAAACUCACAUGGCACCCCGGGCUCAGGAAAACAUCAGCAAGUCGUUCGCCAACAUGGCCAAUGCCUUCAAGAAUUCUCUCCUGUCUCGGCAGCCUGAGCGGGAACUCGCCCGGAAUCGAAGUAGGUCGAUCACUAGGUCUGGCCGUAGCCAGGCUACAAACAUGGCCGAUGCCUCUUCUGCCAUUGGUAUCGGAGGCAACGCUGGUGUUCAUGACGACGUCUCGGAGCCGAACGUCCAAGCACUACAAGCCGGCUUAGCAACUACCAACGACGUCGUUUCGGAUGGUGUGCGUCACCUGAAUAUGGAUAAUUGGCCUUUGAAAUAA